Messenger RNA from Petromyzon marinus (sea lamprey), 2508 nucleotides. Its product is annotated as transcription factor LBX2. Gene Ontology annotation, molecular function: DNA-binding transcription factor activity, RNA polymerase II-specific; sequence-specific double-stranded DNA binding. The record is from RefSeq and is a predicted model, not a curated record. Gene Ontology annotation, biological process: regulation of transcription by RNA polymerase II. Gene Ontology annotation, cellular component: nucleus. Lineage: Eukaryota; Metazoa; Chordata; Hyperoartia; Petromyzontiformes; Petromyzontidae.
CUCGCCUCAAUUAAUUAAUCUUCGCGCUGACUGGGGCCCCUCAGCAUUGGAGGAAGGGCUGGCCGCGCAUAUGUGGCGGUCCCGAUAAUUGAUUACCGACCAACCAACGGAAAACUUUUUUUUUUUAGCAACGCGGGCGUCAACACCGCCGCUGCCUCGGCUCUUUUUAACUCCUCCACGCUCACCGCGCCGCCUUCAUCUCUCCCGUCGGCAUCCUUGGCCUGACACAGGCUGCUUUUGACCGCUCGCCUCCUCGCGUUGCUCACGCGUGCCGGAGCCCGGCGUCUGCUUAGCGAGAAGAGACAGCUGAGGAGGGAGAGCGAGAGGCGGCGGCGGCGGAGCAGGAGGGAAGAUCGCGGCUCACGGAACGCGACGCGGGUUGCCGACCCUGCUGCCAGACUUCGACUGCCAGACCCAGCUUUUAUUUGUUUUGCUGUUGACCGGACGCUGUGGCCGGGGAGUUUCUUAACGCCGUUGCUUCGCCUCCGGGGAGUACGGGGGGAGCGGCAGGGAAGAGGAGGAGGAGGUGGUGGUGGUGGUGGGGGGACGGCCGUGGUGGGGAGAGAGAGCGCGAAAGUGCCUCGGCUUCUUUUUUACGCAGCUGAGUGGUUUUUUUUGACGGCGCUCGGCUUGACUCGAAGGCGGCGUCGCGAGUGGCGGAAGACGCGGCGAGACCUCAUCCCGAGCCGCCGCCUCGUGCCGCCGUCGCCGCUGCUGCUAUCGCCGCCACAGCGAACACGACCGUAGAGAAGCCGCGACGGAGGAGCGUCACGCGCCAAGCAAAUGAGAGAUUCGCGUCUGGAUAAAAUAAUAAUUUAAAAAAAGGCGGCGAUCGUAAAUAAAGACGAAUCACAACAACAAGAAUAAGAAGAAGACGUAACCUCACCGAGGCACGAAGGUCACUGUCACACGUCGCGCUCCUGCCAUCGCCCCGCUUGUGUCGUGCGGAAUUCGAAGUUUUUUUCUCGUGUCGCCACCAAGCGCGGCAGUAGAUUUCGCGUCCAUUAUUUGAUCUACUUCUAUUCUGGCCGGGGCCCCGGGUGGAGGAGGUGGGGGGGGUCAUUCAUUUUUGUUUUGCUUUGGAGAGACUCUCGCUCCGCGGUGCCCGCAGAACCGCGGCGACGAUCACCGCAGUCACAGCCACGACGACCACCACCACCACCUCGACUACAGCCACGACCGCUACCAUCACGGACCACCGAUGACUACCGCCUUCCAGAAGCCGAAACCCAACCAGGGUCUCCCGCGCGCCAUGGAGGAACGGGAGCGGGGCCGCUCACCGCUCGACCACCUCCCCCCGCCGGCCAACUCCAACAAGCCCCUGACUCCCUUCAGCAUCGAGGACAUCCUCAGCAAGCCAUCUGUGCGGCGUCGCGGAUUCGCUGUGUGCGCUGCUAGAGCUUCCGCUGCGGCGGCGGCGGCGGCAGCGGCAGCGGCGGCGCUGGGAGCCGAGAAGGGAGCGGGGCCUAUGGUUGGGCACGGCGGUGGUGGUGGAGGCGGUGGUGGUGGUGGAGGAGGAGGCGGUGGAGGAGGAGGCGGUGGAGGCGGCGGACACCACGCCGGUGGUCACGGAGCGACCCUGGUUCGACCGUGCACGGUGCAGGCCACGCAGGCGUCCCCGCUGUGCGCCCUGGAGGAGUUGGCGAGCAAAACGUUUAAGGGUCUCGAAGUGAGCGUCUUGCAGGCGGCUGAAGGUGCGCUGGGCUUGCCACGUCGAGACGGCCUCGCCAUUUUCGGGCCUCGAACUGCGCCCAAGAAGCGCCGCAAGUCGCGCACGGCCUUCACGAACGCGCAGAUCUACGAACUCGAGAAACGCUUCCUCUACCAGAAGUACCUCUCGCCGGCCGAUCGCGACCAGAUCGCCCAGCAGCUGGGCCUCACCAACGCGCAGGUGAUCACCUGGUUCCAGAACAGGCGCGCGAAGCUCAAGCGGGAUCUGGAGGAGAUGAAGGCCGACGUGGAGUCGGCCAAGAAGCUCGACCCGGUCAUCACGGUGACGGAGGGCGCGCUGCCGACGUCCCUCGUCGAGGCCAUGUCGCCCGGCGUGCGGGCCCUCGACAGGAACGACUCGCGCGGGGAGACGUGCACCUCGCCCUCCCCGCGCUCCGAGCAUAGCCGGGACGACUUCAGCGGGGACGACGACGACGAUGACGACGACGACGACAUCGAGAUCGACGUGGACGAUUAGCGCUCGCGUCCACCUCUUGUCGUCCACCCUCAUCGCCUCCGCCCGCCAAGCCCGAACAUCCACCACCCCUACCGUGCCGUGCCCUGACGACCGCAUGCACGCGGCCCGGUCGCGCGUGCGGACAGUCGGACAGACGACCCACGAAGACUACAAAAAGACAAAGAUACUCCCCAGAGCCUGAACGGACUGUUGGGGCGAGUGCUGUUAGCGAGCGCCUCUGAGCGACACGCACACAGACAGAGACGCACACAGAGAGACACGCACAGACACACGAGUGCACUCAUCGCAGACGCAUACAGGCGGACGCGGAGAAAAAAAAA